GACCUUAUUAUGCAGGAGUGAAACACAGAGUGAGGUCACAUAAACAAAGUGUGUGUUCAUCAUCUUCUCUUCUUUUUUCUCAAGCCCCCCUCUCUAAUCACCCCGCUUCUCUGAAUCCCUUUCUGUCAUCUUCUGUCUUCAAAAACUUCAAUUUCACGGUUUGUUUUUUCUUGAAUUUGAAAAGCUCAUUAAAAUCACACUCAAAAAGCAUAGAAAAAAGAAGCAAACCCGUAAGGGUGUUUUUGAAAGUCAGGCGAUUCAGAAUAGAGAUCCAGGUUUUUUCUUGGUAUAAAUUUCUGGUUUUUUUUUCUUUGAACAAAACAACUAAGAGGGUUUAUUUUUCUGUCUCUCUGGUUGCUUUUGGUGUUUAAUUUCUUUUCUUUAUAAGGAUAACAAAAGGUUAGUUAUUUUUAAACCUCUUUGAUCCUUCAGUUUGCGUAGAACUCUUGCCUGUUCUUUAAUUUUGUUAUAAGAAACAGGUUGGUACUUAGAUUAUUUCUUUUUUUUUUCAAAUCUCUUUCUUGCACUUUGCAAUUUCUACUUUUAUCUCUCUCUCUCUAUAAUAUUUUAUUUUUGUAUCUAACUUUGUUGAGAAGUCAUGGCAGCAGCUAUAGAUAAUACAUACAGUAGCAGCAGCCCAAUUUUCUCAGAUCCCUUCAGGGGUGAGUUUAUGAAAGCACUUGAGCCUUUUAUGAAAAGUGCCUCAUCAACCAUCACCACCACCUCCUCCUCUCCUUCUUCCCCCUCCCCUUCUCACUCUACUUCCUCCCUCUCUCCACCCUCUACCUCCUCUUCUUCUUCCUCCUAUUACCCUUUUGGCUCUCCUUACUCUUCUCUCUCGUCGGAGCCCAACAUGUACCCUGGUUUUAGCUCAUCCCCAUCCCCAUCGACAACCCACGUGUUUUCUCAAGGGUUCUCGAGCCAUGACCAAAUGGGUUUUGAGCAAUCAGGUCCUAUUGGACCCAACCACCUCACCCCAUCUCAAAUCCUUCAAAUCCAAGCUCAAAUUCAACUCCAACAACAGCAACAACACUACUUAGCUUCAUUAGCAGCAGCCUCAUCAAUCCACACCCAAACCCUUGGACAAAAACAACAAUCCUCUGGUUUUCUUGGCCCCAAACCAAUCCCAAUGAAGCAGGUCGGAACUCCGGCGAAGCCAACCAAGCUCUACCGGGGAGUGAGACAGCGUCAUUGGGGUAAAUGGGUUGCAGAGAUCAGACUCCCCAAGAAUCGAACUCGUCUUUGGUUGGGCACUUUUGAUACUGCUGAAGAAGCUGCCCUGGCUUAUGACAGAGCAGCUUACAAGCUUCGUGGAGACUUUGCGAGACUCAAUUUCCCUAAUCUUCGCCACCAAUUAGCUGAUUACAAGCCUCUCCAUUCCUCUGUCGACGCGAAGCUCCAAGCCAUUUGCCAGAGCCUUGCCAAUUCACAGAAACAGGGGAAUUCAGGGGAGCUUUCAACAGAGUUCUCGAUGCCAAGAACUGAAAAUUUCUCUGAUAAUUCGACGAAAAGUGAACUGGGUUAUACAGGAUCGGAUGAUAUCUUCUUCAAGGUAGAGGCCUCGCCGACAUCGUCGCCAUCACUGUCUGACGAAUCAUCGGCAGGGUCUUCGCCGGAAUCCGAUAUCACUUUCCUGGAUUUCUCAGAGCCUUCAUUCGACGAAUCGGAGAAUUUCACGUUGGAGAAGUUUCCUUCAAUUGAAAUUGAUUGGUCUGCUCUCUAGUAUAUCUGUUUUCUUCACUCACUUUGUGUAAUUGUAACCUCUGUUUUUUUAGCACUUUGUAAUUUUCCUUUUUUUGUUGUCUGUACUUGUAAUUUGGUGUCUAAAGUAGCUUCUGCAAAUGGGUUUUUUGACAUUUGUAGAGGUGAAUUUAAGUUAGGAAGGUCAGUCAUUUGAAAGGUUUUAUGUAGUUGUUAUGUUUAUAAAUAAUGGAAAGAUCUCUGUAUCUUGGUCGGCUGGUGUUUUUUUCUUCUAUACUUGGCUGAGGGAGAAUUUCUAGUUUCAGUCUUUGGGUUUGUACUUAUUUGGUCUUUUUUGAAUGUGUUAAUGUACUGUUCUUCUUUUUUGUGUAAGUUAA
Camellia sinensis is the source of this 2078-nucleotide messenger RNA. Its product is annotated as ethylene-responsive transcription factor ERF060. Gene Ontology annotation, biological process: regulation of DNA-templated transcription. Lineage: Eukaryota; Viridiplantae; Streptophyta; Magnoliopsida; Ericales; Theaceae. Gene Ontology annotation, molecular function: DNA-binding transcription factor activity; sequence-specific DNA binding. The record is from RefSeq and is a predicted model, not a curated record. Gene Ontology annotation, cellular component: nucleus.